This is a messenger RNA of Manis javanica (Malayan pangolin), 1479 nucleotides long. RefSeq names its product ral guanine nucleotide dissociation stimulator-like. Gene Ontology annotation, molecular function: guanyl-nucleotide exchange factor activity. NCBI's taxonomy places the organism in Eukaryota, Metazoa, Chordata, Mammalia, Pholidota, Manidae. Gene Ontology annotation, biological process: Ras protein signal transduction. Gene Ontology annotation, cellular component: plasma membrane. The record is from RefSeq and is a predicted model, not a curated record.
CAGAGGCACAGCUGGAUGACCCUCCCUUGUCAUCCCCAGAGGCUGUACGACAGGAUGGACUUUGUGGAAUGUAACAAUUACUUACAGAACCAGCCACAGAUGGGAGACACGUAUAGGUCCCUCAGGGAAUUUGAUGCCUUGGUUAAGUUGGUCACCACCACCUGCCUCGGGACCCCGAGCAUGAUGGCCUGGGACAGGGCUGAAGUGGUUAGGUUCUGGAUCUGGGUGGCCAUGGGGAGUCUGAACCUCAGGAACUACACUGCCCUCCAUGCCAUUGUCUCUGCCCUGCAGAGCCCUGCUAUUCAUCGUUUGGAAAGCACCUGGGGACAUGUUUCCUGCGUCUGCCUGAUGGUAUAUGAAGACCUGAAAACGCAGGACAACUGGGUUCACAGGAAGCGGCUGUUCAAGGAGAUGGAGUCCAUAUUGAGGGCAAGGCAGCGGGGCCGCAUGGGACCCAAGGAGAGGAUGACAAAGGACUUGAUCCCCUACCUUGGACUGAUCCUGGACGAUUCCAUAGACAAACACCUGGAAUAUGAGGACUUCGCUGUCAUCCAAAGUGAGAUCACCAUGCAGAGGAAGCUGGCCAAGGUGUAUGACCUGGAGCCCGAUGAGUGCUUCCUGUCCUUUGCCCAGGCCGUGGAGCCCCUGGAUGAGGAGGAGAGCUACAGCCUGUCCUGCCAGCUGGAGCCCCCAUGCCAGAGGGCCAGCAGAAAGGGACAGUCCUUCAGGUCCCACAAGAUUUAAACUUACUGGCCAGGGCCAGCUGCUGUCAUCGGGCCCUCGGCCCUGCUGGUGUCCUGGCUGCACGUGGAGAGAGCUUCUUCCCCUUAGGGCAGGAGGCAUCUGGCGCCCCAGGACCCCAGACUGCUUGCUGCUCCUCUUCCUCCCGCUGCUCAUCCUGAACCUCUGCUGGGCAGGUGCUCUGGCACCUCCUCCGUCCACAGACUUUGGCAUCUUCCCAUGCUGCCACUGCAUCCUCAAGGGCCUGUACGUAGCCACUGCCAACCUGGCCACCUUCGUGCUGUGUCCUACCCUCUGUUCGUGGCCCGCUGGACAAAGGCGAGCCACCCCACCGUGUGGAGGGUUUUCCCCUUCGAGUAGGUGGCCUCCCGCCGUGACGCUAUCUGCUGCCUGGGUGCCAUCAGCCACCGAGUCAUAGCCACAACAGUCCAGGAAGAGCUGGGGCCUGUCCUCACGAUGGCCAGCCUUUCCCAGGAUGGACACAGAGACGGCACAGUGCUGCAUGGGACCAGCGCCCCCUGGGUACCCAGUGGAGGCAUCCGAGGCUGCAGGGGUGGCUGGCUGUUGCAGGGUCCCAGGACAUGCUCCCAGCGGAGCCCCUGUGCAACUCCCUCCCCUCAUCCCUGAGAAAUAGCCUCCCCAGGCACAGUGUGGUCUUGGUGUUGUGUCAGAGGUUUAUGGUUCCUGGGGGUUGGGGUCAUCCCUGUGCAGAAUGUAAUAAAUGAUGAACGAUUGCCA